AGCGCUUGUCAAAUAACGCGUCCACUUCCGUUUCUUUUCACUUUUGACCAGCAAGAUGAAAAUCGGUUUGUGUGCAUUCAGUGGGUAUAAAAUUUACCCCGGCCAUGGCAAGACCAUGGUCAAAAUUGAUGGCAAGACCUUCACCUUCCUGGACAAGAAGUGCGAGCGCUCAUAUCUGAUGAAGCGCAAUCCGCGUAAGGUGACCUGGACCGUGCUGUACCGCCGUAAGCACCGCAAGGGUAUCGAGGAGGAGGCCUCCAAGAAGCGCACCCGGCGUACACAGAAAUUCCAGCGUGCUAUCGUUGGCGCCUCCCUGGCUGAGAUCAUGGCCAAGCGUAACAUGAAGCCAGAGGUACGCAAGGCACAGCGCGACCAGGCCAUCAAGGUGGCCAAGGAACAGAAGCGCGCCGUGAAGGCAGCCAAGAAGGCCGCCGCUCCCGCUCCAGCCAAGAAGACCACCUCCAAGCAGAAGGCCACAAAGGUGACACAAAAGUCGGCUCCUCGCGUCGGUGGCAAGCGGUAAACAACAACAACAACCAUCAGUUGCCGGUUGUAGCGGUUAAGAAACAAAAA
Molecule: messenger RNA, 573 nt
Organism: Drosophila innubila
Lineage: Eukaryota; Metazoa; Arthropoda; Insecta; Diptera; Drosophilidae
Gene: RpL24
Product: 60S ribosomal protein L24
Exons: 3
Coding region: 56-523 (155 amino acids)
Biological process (GO): cytoplasmic translation
Cellular component (GO): cytosolic large ribosomal subunit
Molecular function (GO): structural constituent of ribosome; mRNA binding
Source: RefSeq, a predicted model, not a curated record